Molecule: messenger RNA, 978 nt
Organism: Aspergillus mulundensis
Lineage: Eukaryota; Fungi; Ascomycota; Eurotiomycetes; Eurotiales; Aspergillaceae
Product: aromatic alcohol reductase
Exons: 4
Coding region: 1-978 (325 amino acids)
Molecular function (GO): oxidoreductase activity
Source: RefSeq, a predicted model, not a curated record
AUGCAAUACCCCCAGAUCGAACGCCAGGUCAUCGCCCUCGCCGGUGGAACAGGCGACCUGGGCCGCUACAUCCACGAGGAACUUGUCAAAGACGGCCGGUUUGCUGUGGCUCUCUUGACGCGCAAGGCCUCGGCCGCCAACCCAACCUGCCUCCCCCACACAACGAUCCACCCAACCGACUACACCGAGACCUCGCUAGUCUCCAUCCUAAACACGACCGGCGCAACCGCCCUAAUCUCGCUCAUCCGCUGUCCAAACAGCGACUACAUCCCGCUGCACAAAACCUUCAUCACCGCGUGUCUAAGCUCAGACACCUGCAAGCGCUUCAUCCCCUCCGAAUGGGCGGGCGAUAUCGAGAAGUUCCCUGACAUCCCGAUAUCCUACGGGAGCACCCGCGCACCGAUACGGAAGUACCUGCGCGAGCUGGAGCAGAAACCCGGUCGGCCGAGGCUGCAGUGGACGCUGUUCAACCACGGCUGGUUCAUGGAUUACUUUCUGCCCCCGAGCCAGUCGUAUAUGAAGUACAUUCAGGGUGAGUUCCCGAUUGAUGUUGGCAGCUGGACGUAUACUGUUCGGGGGACGGGCGAGGAGCCGCAGAGUUGGACGGCCGGGAGGGAUGUUGCGAGGGCUGUGUGUGAGCUUUUGGGGAGUGAGCAGGAGUGGGAAGAGGUGACGUACGUCUGUGGCGAAUGGGGCACGUUCAACCACACUGCUGAGGUGCUGGAGAGGUUCUACGGCCGUCCAUUCACCCGGAAAACCCGCUCCCUUGAAGAGAUCAACUCGGAUCUCCGCAAGUACGAGUCGCAGCCUGAGAUCGAGGAUGUCGGGGUGGUCGAGGUCGAGCAGCACCAGGUUGCUGGGGCGACGGCCUGUCCGAAGGAGAAGACACUGCGACAGCGGGAGAAGUACUUUUCCAACGUCAAGUUCAUGUCGGUGGAGGAGAUGUUGACGGUCGCUGAGAGGGAAGGGCGUGUUUAG